Molecule: messenger RNA, 602 nt
Organism: Nicotiana attenuata
Lineage: Eukaryota; Viridiplantae; Streptophyta; Magnoliopsida; Solanales; Solanaceae
Product: BAG family molecular chaperone regulator 2-like
Exons: 2
Coding region: 37-495 (152 amino acids)
Molecular function (GO): protein binding
Source: RefSeq, a predicted model, not a curated record
CAGUUUUAUGUGAUAAAAAGUGAGAGAAAGAAAAAAAUGAUCAAGUUAAGAUCAAAGAGGUUCUGCAAAAGUAAUUGGAAAGUUGGAAGUGGGGCUGCGGCAGCCGGGAAAAGUAUUGUGGGAAGCAAGAGCAUUAAUUCUGGUGAAAUCAAGUGGGAAUUACGUCCAGGAGGUAUGCUAGUUCAAAAAAGAGAAUGUCACAACAUUAAUGGCGGAGAAGCAAUCAUCACAAUUCGAGUCUCAACUCUUUCUAAUUGGCAUCAUAUUUCUAUCCAACCCACUUCAACUUUUGGUGAAUUGAAGAUGAUACUGUCAAUGGUAACUGGUUUGGAACCAAAGGAGAAGAGGCUAUUAUACAGAGGGAAGGAAAGGGAAGAUUAUGAACAUUUGCACAUGGUUGGAGUGAGAGACAAGGACAAAGUGCUGCUCUUCCAAUUUCCAGCUAUAAGUCUCCAAGUCAUAGGCAUCUCUCCUUAUCGUACAAUUAAUGUCUAAAUUAACUCCUACUAAUUAAUUAACUUCUAUAACUAUUAGCGUUUGUGGUGUCUUCCUCUCUUGCUUAAUUACUUCCUCUGAUGAAGACUACCCUAGAUAAGAGAAUC